Messenger RNA from Aspergillus novofumigatus IBT 16806, 2175 nucleotides. Its product is annotated as cytochrome P450. Gene Ontology annotation, molecular function: heme binding; oxidoreductase activity, acting on paired donors, with incorporation or reduction of molecular oxygen; monooxygenase activity. The record is from RefSeq and is a predicted model, not a curated record. Lineage: Eukaryota; Fungi; Ascomycota; Eurotiomycetes; Eurotiales; Aspergillaceae. The coding region runs from base 297 to 1979 and encodes 560 amino acids. The transcript is spliced from 2 exons.
GGAUCCUUCUGUUUCAAUGCGUCUCUUGUUUUCAUAGAUAAAUUUGAAUAAUCACUGACAUCAUGAAAUUGCGUUGUUCUUUUAUUAAGUAACUUUGCUCCCAUCAUUGAUCUGGCUUUUAUUGCUAUUUGACUAUUCUGCUGGCUUGUCUUCAUAUGUCUGUUUUCCCUCUCUUGGUCUUUUAGCAUUCCCUCCAUUGCCAGGGCAGUCUCCCCUUUACAGCUUCUGCUCGGUUUCCUCGGAUGGGGAUAAUGGAAACUCAUAAAAUAGCCCCAAGUAGCCUGCUACAAUUGUCUAUGGACGAUGUUCGAGAGUGGAUGUGGCCGACCUUGCUGGCUAUUUUUCUCUUCUCAUGUCUUGCUACCCGCAUCAUUACUGGCCUCAAAAGCUGGCCCGAUAAGAGGACAGAUGCAGGAAGUCCAAGAGCAGUAAGGCUGGUCCCCUACUGGCUCCCAUGGUUAGGACAUAGCAUUCCCUUUGGCUGGGAUCAUAUCAACUUCGUUCGAAGGGCGAGAGAUUACAUGCACGAAGCUGUAUUUGGGAUUGUUUUGGGUGGCUCGAAGCACGAUGUCGUAGUGUCACCGUCGCUCACUAAGGCCAUCUUGGCCUCCCGUGGCAUGUCAUCUACUGCAUUGGUCAAUUAUGCGUUGGAAAAGGUCGGGGGUGAUAAGGGCGCGAUUCGUAACCUCGGCGCCACUGACCACCAUAUCAUCCAUCACAAUAUCCCCAAUCUCUUAAUGCGAGAACCGUUUCUCACAGAGGCUUCCAAGGUCGCCAAGGACAUCACUGAACGCGAAACUCCUAAUCUAGUGACGUUCUGUCGUAGCAUGGUUGACCAGGCGCCGUGGGAGCGGAGGAGCGAAGCUGAAGUUAUCGAUGGGCAGGAGAAACCUGUGGCUGAAGUGAACCUUUUUGCUCUGGUGAGAAACUUCGUGGGCCACAUCAGCACAUCCGUCUCCAUGGGACAAGCGUUUCUUGAAGCCUUUCCUAAUCUACUUGAUGAUAUGUGGGACUUUGAUAACAGAUUCCCCGCCCUGUCGCUUGGUGCUCCCCGCUGGUUACCAUUGCCAGGUCUUUCGGCCACAUAUGCAGCGCGUGAUCGCAUCUUGGAUGCUCUUGCAGCUUACCACCAGGCAUUCGUCUCUUGGGAUGAAGGAAAUGACCCUGGUGUCAAGUUUCGCGAUCUUGACGAUGUAUCAGAGCCGAUGAAGCAACGAAUCCGGAAGUUUAAAGAACUUGGACUAUCGCCGAGGUCCAGCGCCCCUGGUCAUUUGUCUCUUUUCUGGGCCCUGAACGCCAACUCACCCAACGUUGUUUUCUGGCACAUUCUUCGCAUCUACUCCGACCCUGCUCUUCUGGAGGAAAUUCGAAAGGAGAUUGCUCCUUUUGCAAAGGUCCAUAGGCCCAGUCGCGAGGAGACAGGGCUCCCAUUCCAAGAACCCCCUAAGGUCUCCCUUGAUCCGGAUGAGUUGUUUCGAUCUUGCCCACUACUCAAAGCCAGCUUCUAUGAGACCAUGCGGUUAGAUUCAGCAGGACUUUCCUUUCGUGAAGUCACCUCUGACUUGACUGUUACUGAGUCCUCUGAAGAUGCUGCAGCUGCCGGUUCGGCCGAACCACGCACCUACCGAAUUGGGAAGGGAGAAAACAUAAUCAUGGCUCACGGGGUGGUCCAGAGAGACCCUCAACUCUUCUCUAACCCGGAGCAGUUCGAUCCGCUACGGUUUGUCGUCUCAGAUCCAGACACAGGCGCACAAAAGGCGGACAUGCACACCAUUUAUCCAUUCGGAGGCGGCGUUUCUGGUUGCAAGGGCCGCGCUCUCGCUGAAAGGACGAUUCUACUAUUCUCUGCUGCAAUCAUUUCAAUGUGGGACAUCGAACCGGCAAGUGGCAAAGAUUUCACGAUUCCAGGACACAGGCCUUCCAGCGGAGCGUAUUUGCCUAAGAAUGACAUUAGAGUACGCUUGAGAAUGCGCGUAUAAAAAUUGGAAAGCUACAACUUUGACGGCCCGGAUUACAUAUUAUUUGGAUAAUAUUUCUUUGGAUGUAGAUAUAGCCGCUUGCCACCAUGUUCGAAAGCUUGUCCAUGAAGUCCCCUUUUGAGUGAUCAUUGACCUGUAGCCUCGGUUUGAAUCGAUCUGAUUUCCGUCAUGAUAGCCAUACUCAGCAUGAACCCAU